CAGAUACAAUAUUUAUAGUCAUUCUUUCUUCGAUCUUCUAUCUACCCUACGAUACAUUCUCGAUUUCGACUAGUCUCCCAAAAAGGUUUCACUACAGAAGCUCCAUUGUGAUUGGACAGACCGUUUUCGUCCAGCUUGAUUCAAAUAGCUUGGCUUACGACAUCACCCGUGACGCAUAAUGCCUUCAGCGGUGAGAACUAAUUUUUCUCCUCCUCCAUCAAAGCAGCUCAAGCCCAUACCGUUCCGUCCGAUGAAGUCCCCCAUUCCCGACUAUCUCAACCGGGUGCUGGAGAAUGCGCGGCCCAUAGAAGAUGGCAAGCCCGCCAGUUACAUCGAGACGCUGGCAAAGGCCGACACGUCAAAGAUAGCUGUGGCGCUGGCGAUGGUGGAUGGCCAGAUUUACUCUGCUGGAGAUGACGAGAUUGAGUUUUCUAUGCAAUCUAUCUCAAAGGCGUUUGUGUACGCGUUGGCGAUUGAGGAUGCGGGGUUGGAUAAGGUGCUGGAGAAGAUUGGCGUGGAACCCUCGGGAGACGCGUUCAACAGUUUGUCUUUGGAGCGAGGGAGCAACAGACCCAUGAAUCCCAUGAUCAACGCGGGAGCCAUCACAGCACACUCUCUCAUCGGGGGACCAGACUGGACAGCAGAGCAACGAUCAGACCGUAUCCUCAAAGCCAUGUCGAAGCUGGCAGGUCGGCAAUUGCGAGUCUGCGAAGAAGUUUACGAAGCUGAGCUGCGAGAUGCGAACCGUAACAUGGGAAUUGGUUACAUGCUCAAAGCAGCUGGUAUCAUCACCGGCGAUGCACAACAGAUCGUGCAAGGAUAUAUCCGCCAAUGCGCUAUUAACGUCAAUGUUCGAGACUUGGCGACUAUGGCUGCUACUCUCUGCAACGCGGGCUGUCACCCUGCGACGGGAGAGAAGAUCAUUCCCCAAGACAGCGUGCGGCAGAUCCUCUCUGUCAUGACGACUUGUGGCAUGUACGAUGCUGCAGGCGACUGGGUAUCGCGGAUUGGCAUACCCGCUAAGAGUGGAGUUGCUGGUGGUAUCAUCGGCGCCUUGCCUGGUCAGAUGGGUAUCGCUGUCUUUUCACCCAAGCUUGACUCACGGGGAAAUAGUGUACGCGGUGUCGCCAUAUGCGAGCAGUUAUCCAGCGACAUGGGUCUUCACAUGAUGGACGUCAGUCAGAUCGCCCAAGCGACCGUCCGCGUAUCCGUGGCGACUAUCCUCCCAGGCGACAACGAGCCACACCACACAAACUGCAACAAAGAAGUCAUCAUCUUCAGUCUACGCGGUGUCGUGCGCUUCGGAGGUUCAGAGCGAUUGACCCGUGCCAUCACACGAGAACUCGGUGAUCCAAACCCCAAGGAUCCUGGGGCUGGCAGAAGCCGCUUCGUGUGCGCUGUGGUGUUCUCAUUCCGCGAUGUGUUCUCGUUCAAUGCAGUGGCGCAAAAGAUUAUUCAGGCGGACAUUACUCGAUUGCUGCUUGAUGGGAGGACUGUUGUCGUUAUAGACCCGGUGGGUGUUUUGGAAAUGAAGACUGCUGAGCGUGCGGGUAGCAACCUCAAGAUUGUGGAUAAUGAGACUGCUGCGAGGGAUUUUAUCGGAGGAAUUGGUUGCCAUACUGUUUCAAAGAAUGAUGAAUGGUGAUUUGGCGUUUUUAAAAAUAAGAUAGAAAAUAAUACUUAUGAAACCAGCUGUGCUGACAUGUACUUGCAUGGACUAAAAUAA
This is a messenger RNA of Fusarium odoratissimum NRRL 54006, 1726 nucleotides long. RefSeq names its product glutaminase. The transcript has a single exon. The record is from RefSeq and is a predicted model, not a curated record. Gene Ontology annotation, molecular function: glutaminase activity. NCBI's taxonomy places the organism in Eukaryota, Fungi, Ascomycota, Sordariomycetes, Hypocreales, Nectriaceae. Gene Ontology annotation, biological process: L-glutamine catabolic process. The coding region runs from base 179 to 1645 and encodes 488 amino acids.